This is a messenger RNA of Mytilus trossulus (common blue mussel), 4271 nucleotides long. RefSeq names its product SH3 domain-binding protein 5-like. Gene Ontology annotation, cellular component: cytoplasm. Lineage: Eukaryota; Metazoa; Mollusca; Bivalvia; Mytilida; Mytilidae. Gene Ontology annotation, molecular function: protein kinase inhibitor activity. The transcript has 8 exons. The record is from RefSeq and is a predicted model, not a curated record. Gene Ontology annotation, biological process: negative regulation of protein tyrosine kinase activity; intracellular signal transduction. Bases 19 to 1944 code for a protein of 641 amino acids.
CGCACUUCAUUUUAAAAAAUGGCAGCCGACUGUCAAGGUCGGUUGUCGCCGAUCUCACCAGAAAUCCUUGACGAUGAAGCUUUAGAUCCAAGAAUUCAUGGUGAAUUAGAGAGGUUGAAUAAGGCAUCUGAUGAUAUAAACAAACUGGAACUAGAGUUAGAUGAUGAAAGGGCUGGAUUUAGACAAGCAUUAUCAGAUACCACACAUAAACUCAAUACUCUGGCAAAAAAGCUCGGGUCUUGUGUUGAAAAGGCUCGACCAUACUAUGACCAAAGACAUAGAGUUUUGGAGGCUCACUCAGAGGCACAGAAGGUUGCUAUUCGUUUUGAACGAGCUUGUAGCAUGCAUGAGGCAGCCAAGGAGAUGGUACAGUUAGCAGAACAAGGAUAUAUGAAAGGAGAAGCUUCCACAGAUCCAGCUUGGCAGGAGAUGCUUAAUCAUGCUACCAUGAAGGUUAAUGAAGCAGAAAAGGAGAGAAACGAGAGUGAGACUGAACAUAUGAAAACAAUGCAUAAUUUCCAAGAAUCAGAUGAAAAAUGUCAGAAGUUACAAAAAGAAUUAAAGAGAGCAAUUACUAAAUCUAGCCUGAGGACACAAACUCACUUCCUACAACUAGGGGACAUAACCAACAGAUAUCAGUUAACUUUGUUACCAUAUUUUGAGCUGAAAGCUGCAGUAAAUCAGCAAAUGGAGGAUAACAAGAGAGCAAUCAAGAUAUUGGAGGAAGAUGUGCACUCUGCUAAAGUCAUGUACUCAGAAGCUUUAAGGAAUUUAGAAAAGAUAAGUGACAGCAUACAUCAGCAGAGAAUAGAAAGACAGCAACAAAUAGAACUUGGAGAAAGAGGGGCGGGGGUAGGAUCAGAAACACCUUCACCACCCCCAGUUCGUCAGAAGGACAAAAGUUCAAUAGAUGGUCAGAACGAUGUCAGUAUUAACUCAGAUGAUUACAGUUCUAAUAGACCAUUAUCAGGGUACCAACCUAACCAGUACUCACUGCCGUCAGUUAUUCAUGAGUCUGUAGAAAGAUCCAGGAACCAGAGCUAUAGAACUGCAAUAGAACAUAGGACCAGUAUAAAAGAACAGGACGAAUUUCCUGUUCCAAGUUUGGAUUCAGAAUACAUGUCUCUACCAAAGACAACAGAAUAUAGUAAAAAUGAUAGAGAUACAAUAUCUACCUCAGUAAGGCAAAGAGAACUUGAUAGGACAAAAAGAAAUAGUGCUAUUCGUGGAAGUGUUUCAUCUGAAACUGGAUCUCAAGAACAGGAGAGAUCCCCUUCAAGAUCACGUAAGAGUAACAAAUUGAAAGGUGGACUUAUUUUACGUAUUGAUAGUGCAAUGGACCCCUUAGCUCAGAAAUACCAGACUGAGGACAUACAACCAACACGUAAACGAGAGAAAUCCCAAAAGAGUUUACAUAGAUCUCAGGCAAAGUCAGGAUAUAUUCAAGAAAAUAGAUCUCUACCAAUAACUCCCACUCAAUCAAAUGCAUUUUGCCCACCUAGAAGUUCCCCUAGUCAUUCUAGUCUGUCCUCAGCACUUUCUCUCCCAGAGGAGGACAGAUCUGAUGCUGAAAGUAUAGCCAGUACAGGACCCAUGCUGGACGAUGAUCAGGUAGAAUUACUAACAAUGGAGUUUUCAGAAGAAGUGUUUGAUGAGGAAGAGGCUAAAUCUAAAAGACUAGAACGACGUGAUUCUCAACACCUUAAUCUGCCAUCUAAGUUAUCAUACUUGGAAAAAUAUAUCCGCCAAACAUCACAUGACAAUCUUGAUAAGUCAAAACUUGAUGAUACAGAAGAUUCAAUAGACGAUUCAACAGUCCAAAUAACAGAGAAAUUGUCAAGUAUUAAUCUAGAGGAAGGACCAGUUACAACGAUAGACAAAACACUGACAGAUGAUAGUUUAGAUGAGAUAGUUGACACACUGGAGGAUAGGAAUUCAGAUUAGUUUGUAGUAUCUGUAUAGAUGAGAUAGUUGACACACUGGGAGAUAGGAAUUCAGAUUAGUUUGUAGUAUCUGUAUAGUGAUACAUGUGUUCAUUGGUAUAACAUGUCAGAUUUAGUUGUGAUAUUAUUGUUGGUAAUAUAUGUACAUGUUAUACAUGUUAUUUACGUAUCUAUUUCUGUAGGAAAAUUGAUCUGGUGCUUGCUUUUAUCUAAAUCUACAUACUUUAUUAAUAAUGUACAAGAUAAUAUUAUUUUCCAUAUUUUUCCUUAUGCUGGAGAUUUUUUUUUAAAUGCUGCCUUGCUUAAAUAAUUGUUCAGUUACAUGUAGUAUCCACUUUUUAUGAAGUUAGUCAAAAUAUUGUCCCAUUUUAAUCCUAUUUGACAGCUUCUAUGAAAAAAUUUUAGAGUUUGCAUAAUGAAGCUUAUCCCAAUGAUGAAUGCAACCGUAUAUUGUAUCCAUGGUUUCUUGGUUCUUGAUUGUGCAACCUCCAGUUACUUGUUUGACCUUCAUCGCACAUUUAGACUUAGGCAACAGAGAAGGUAGUCUUGUACAGUGACCAAUUACAAGUAGAAAUAGUAGUUGUAUCUAAAAUCCACUUCAAGUAUCAUAGCAAAAAUGUUGCUGUAAAGACCAAGAAAUGGAAAAAUGUUUAUUAUAGUUUAAAAUGUUUGUUUUCUGCAGCCGAAAAAUUGUAUUACUUAUACUGAAUUUGUGGAAUGGCUAAAGUUCGAACAGGAUUUUGAAAAGCAAGUGUUUCACAUGAAUGGUUUUUGUCCUUUGACUGCUUGUCAUAAUUUAUCUGCAUAAUAAUAUUUGAGAAAUUCAUAUUUUAUUUAACAAUAGAAAUAGGAGUAUGUUCAGAUACAAAUUGUAGGUUGUAUUUUAUAUCCUUAUAUCGUGAACAUGUCAGUUUUGUUGUUUUAAGAAAAUGUUUUUAUCUGAACAUCAAAGUUUUUUAAUUAAAUGGCCUGACCAAAAUGUUAAUUUUAACUGUUGUCUUCGCUUCAUCUCUGUCUAAUUUCUGUUUUUAAAAUGCAUGGGGAUAUCUGCAGUUAAACCCAAAUAUGGGAAUGAUCAUUUACAUGAUGGCAAUGGGUAAAAGACUAAAAGUUAACUGCAGGUGUUUCUUUCUUUUAUUCAGAAGUAAUUUAAUAGAUACUUUCUUUAAUGAAUAGAUGUUUAAGAUGAAGGACAGGUAGAAUUCUAAUGAUUUACUAUAGCAAUCACCUGAUUACAUUGGUUACUCAAGUUUCCUCCAUUACAAAUUGUGACUUCAAUUAAAUUGUAGAUUGUUGAUAAAUCUAUAAUACUUUUAUACUCUAUCAUUCUAUAGAGUUGCUAACUUGUUGUAAGAGAAGCUUAAGGCUUAAUUGACUAGUUUUUAAGCAUACAUUUUGACUUCAGGUAUAGUUUGCAAAUUGCUAUUAAUAACUCCUGAUGAAAUUCUCGACGAUUUGCAUUAAUAUUGUAUUCUGUUAUAAGAAAAUUCAAAACAAUCUUCCACCCUAAAACAUAAUUCCUCUUUAACAAGUAGACUUAACAGAAUUAUGUAUCAUGUAGUUCAUUUGAUUUGAUUGAAAAGAAAUAAUAAAAAGCACUUUUAAAAUACAUAAAAUGUUUUGUUAAAGUUUGUGCAGAACUUUUACUCAUUAGAACACGUCCGUUAUGAUUAUAAAAUUGAUAUUAUCUUUAAAAUGCAGCAAGGCAAGUAAUGGUUGAAUAUUAUUUUUUUCUUACAUAUUUAUCAAAAUACUUUAAAACAAAUCAAAAUUAGUUCAACUACUUAUAUUGUUUUUUUAUGACACUAGAUUUGAUUUUAUAAAUGGCACUUUCAUUUGUUUGUUAUUUUUCACAUAUUUUACUGUAUUGAAGAUCUGUGUGCUAUUGUUUAUAUAAUUUGUGUGUACUUUACUGUUUAUUGACAUGACAUUUAUAAACUUUAUUAUUUCUUAGUUUAUCACUAGUCAUUGUGAAAUCAUUUUCUUUGAUUUUGUUUUGAGAAUUUUUAUUCAAACUUGCAAUAAUUAUUUAAGGAUUAAAUGGUUGGUGUCAUAGUUUUUCCAAACAUGCCAUUGUUUAAAUGAAAAAGAAAGUUAAGAAUUUUUCUCUUCUGCCUUUUAAUGGAGAAAUCCUAGAACCUCUCCUCAGGCAAGAUGAAACUAUUUACCUGACUUGAAAAAGUACAAUUUGAAAGAAAAAAAAAUGUAUUAAACAGCUGAUGCAACAGUCACAAACAAAUAUUUAAAGAAAAGUUGUCUGAUAAUUCUGAUGAAAUAUGUCCUAAUGAUGUCAUUCAUUGCUUAGUCACCUCAACAUUUACAUAAAAA